GAAUAUUUUCUAAUUUUUCGACACAACAUUACACGAAGUUCGCAUUAUUUACACGAAGCAUCUCAUCAACAUUAAACAAAGUUUUUAUCGUCUACGAUGAGGAACGACUGUUUAAAAGAGUAUUUAAUUUGCUCUCGCAAUCGAAUGGAAUUCCAUUCGAUUCAAAUCUAUUCAAAUUCAAACCUAUAUUGUAUAAAUACUAUAUUAUGAGAAUGUUUAAGCAUUUUAUGUGGCAAAAUCAUUCAGUCAUGGAAAAGCGCAAAAAAAAAACAGACAACCUUAUGUAAAUAAAAUUUCAGUAAAAAUAUUAAACAUCCAGUAUCCUUGGUUAGUAUUUCAGCUCGUUUGUUUGAUGAAGAAACUAAGCUUGGCAUAUUUGGAUGCAAUGAAUGAAAAAUUACCCUUAAAAGAAGAAACUUUCUAGUACUAACCCGUGUAUAUGGUUUCUAAUUAAAAAACAACAACAACAACAACGUGUAUUGACUAAAUAUUGUUGGUCUCUUAACAUAAGCAUGACCAAAUGAUACAAAUUAUUAUAAAGUUUUGGUUGAAAGACAGCAUUCAUUUUUUUUGGAAGAUAAUAACAAAGUAUUAAGCAACACAUGAGAAAAUAAAAUGACGAUAUUGUAGGGAAAGUUGGGAUAGAGUGGGUUGAAGGGCACAGUGAAUAAGAGGAAUAUUUGCAAAAUUCCCCGCAACAUAAAAAAUGGUUAAAAAAAAGAAAAUACACAUCCAUAGCAUUCGCAAUUCAAAGUUUGAUUUUAGGCAUAGAAUACAGUGUAACACUUUCAACUCUUUGGUUAUAUAUAAAAGAACUAGUGAACACCAAAUCACCAAAAUUAUUUUACACAUUAGUAUCUGUUAUGUACAUACUUUCAUUCACCUUAAGUACUCCGAUUAUUGGGAGAAUAGUUGAUCGCACUCGCCAGGUUCGAGUUUGGUUUUUUAUCUGCAACUGCUUUUUAAUUGCUGGAAAUUUAUUAUACAGCCUUCAGUUUUCUCCUUGGUUUUUAGUGGUUGGUAGAUUUUUAUCUGGCUGCUGCGGUUUAGUUUCUGUUAUGUGCGCCGAGAUCAUUAGAAGUUAUCCGUCUAGUGAAACAAGUUUUCAGUUAUCAAUUCAAUCAUUAGCUUUUAACUCUGGAUUCAUAGUAGGACCUUGUAUUAAUUUUUUAUUUUUAAAAAUUGACUUUUAUAUUGGAUGUUGGCAUUUAAAAAACGUCAAUUUUAUUGGAAUAUUUAUGACCAUAGUUUGUUUAAUCAUGUGUUUACUAUCGUUUUUAAUGGUUCACAAUUUAUCGAAAGAAUUUGAUUUAAAAGGAAUAGAAGAAAAAAAAGAUGAAAGCGUCGGAAGUAUUAAUAUCGAAUUAAUAAGAGAGUCUCCAGUAUCCUUAACUAAUACAGAAGUGAUUUCCGAUAUAAACAAUGAAUCUAAUGAAAAUUUACCACUACUCAAUUCUACAAAACUUCAAAUUAGAAAUGAAGCCCCAAGUUCAUUAACUCAUUUGAGCAUUUUUAAGAUUUUGAAAUUGCUGUUUACAUCGUUUGAUACUUGUUUGUUGUUGGUUUGCACGUUUUUUAUUUUACUUUUUCUCGUUACUUUUGACAUGUGGUUUCCGUUGUUUGUUAUAGACACUUUGAAGUUGUCUCUUUUAGAACUUAACAUUUGUAUUUUUGGUACAGGAAUAAGUUCUGUUUUAAUUCUAUUAAUUUUUAUCUGCAAACCUAUAUCAGAAGAAAAAAUGUUUAUUGUGGUUAUGAUUGGACUAUUUGGUAUUUGCAUAAUUAACGUGAGUUACAUUGUUUUGAAAUACUUUAAUACCAAAACACUUCAACUAAUUUUUGGCAUUGCAUACAUGAUUAAUUUUGCUGGAGCAGGUAUAAUACCAGAGGUUUUUAUUGCAAACACAUUAGCUAAAUAUGUUAGUUCAAAUAAUCAAGCUUUUGCAGAUGGCAUACGCAACUCAAUGUUUGCGGCAGGAACACUAACAGCGUUUUCAAGUGCUGCGUUUACAUUUGAAUACUUAAGUCUAUUUUCAUCUACAUUUAUUGUAUUAACAUUAUUAUUAAUGGUUUUGUUGAUGGCGAGAAGAAAGCAUUUACUUAAUCCAAAACCAAUAUUUUAGCAUUUGUUACUUUUUUAGGAUUUUUUCAUUUUUAAAAAUAUAUAGAAACGAUAA
Molecule: messenger RNA, 2177 nt
Organism: Hydra vulgaris (swiftwater hydra)
Lineage: Eukaryota; Metazoa; Cnidaria; Hydrozoa; Anthoathecata; Hydridae
Biological process (GO): transmembrane transport
Molecular function (GO): transmembrane transporter activity
Source: RefSeq, a predicted model, not a curated record